This is a messenger RNA of Acomys russatus (golden spiny mouse), 2624 nucleotides long. RefSeq names its product glypican 6 (gene Gpc6). Gene Ontology annotation, cellular component: cell surface; plasma membrane; synapse. The transcript has 10 exons. Gene Ontology annotation, biological process: regulation of protein localization to membrane; cell migration; regulation of signal transduction. The record is from RefSeq and is a predicted model, not a curated record. The coding region runs from base 663 to 2360 and encodes 565 amino acids. NCBI's taxonomy places the organism in Eukaryota, Metazoa, Chordata, Mammalia, Rodentia, Muridae.
UUCCCUCUCGCUUCUCGAGUCAGUCUCCAGGAUUUUCUCUCUUCCUAUUUCAAGAAGACUCUGAGACUCCCUCAGUCUGUGUGAAGCUGAGAUUUCCCCUGCAUCCCGUACGUACAUCUCCAUCACAUACCUCCACGCGCACACCUCCCCGAGAGCUCCGCGCUCACACCCACAAACACGCGCGCACACACUCGCGCCGGCCCGUCCAUCUCCCUCCGGGGGGAGCCCGCGCGCGCGGUCCCACCUUCGUCGCACACACUGGCUAGGCGAGCUCGCAGCGCUCUACGACUCUGCGGCUCGGAACUCGGACCGCAGCGCUGAACACCCCCCACUGUGGAAUUUUUUUUUAAAAAGACGUUUCUUUGCCUUUUCCUCUUUUCUGGUCUUUCUCGCACGGUUUUCUACCGGAACGGCUAGCGGAGCCGGCUGCAGUCUCAAGGCAGCCCCUGGUUGGCUUGCCAUCCUCCAUCUGGCUUAUAAAAGUUUGCUGAGCGCAGUCCAGAGGGCUGCGCGGAUCGUCCCCUCGGCCGGCGGAAGGGGGUGACGCUGGGCAGCGGCUAAGGAGCGCGCCGCAGGCUCUGGCGGGCUUUCCGCUCGAGGGGCAAGGUGAAGAGCGCACACUGGGAGCUGGGGGCUGCUGAGGUGGACUUGCAUGUUGCACCAUGCCUUCUUGGAUCCGGGCUGUGAUUCUUCCUCUCUCCGGGCUGCUGCUGUCCCUCCCGGCCGCGGCGGACGUGAAGGCUCGGAGCUGCAGCGAGGUCCGCCAGGCUUACGGUGCCAAGGGAUUCAGCCUAGCGGACAUCCCCUACCAGGAGAUCGCAGGGGAGCACUUGCGCAUCUGUCCUCAGGAAUAUACGUGCUGCACCACAGAAAUGGAAGACAAGUUAAGCCAACAGAGCAAACUGGAGUUCGAAAACCUUGUAGAAGAGACGAGUCAUUUUGUACGCACCACGUUUGUGUCAAGGCACAAGAAAUUUGAUGAAUUUUUCCGUGAGCUGCUGGAAAAUGCAGAAAAGUCCUUAAAUGACAUGUUCGUCCGGACCUACGGGAUGCUGUACAUGCAGAACUCGGAGGUCUUUCAGGACCUCUUCACCGAGCUGAAGAGGUACUAUACAGGGGGCAACGUCAACCUGGAAGAGAUGCUCAAUGACUUCUGGGCUCGGCUCCUGGAGCGCAUGUUCCAGCUGAUAAACCCCCAAUACCACUUCAGCGAGGACUACCUGGAGUGUGUGAGCAAGUACACGGACCAGCUGAAGCCAUUUGGAGACGUCCAACGGAAACUGAAGAUCCAGGUCACGCGCGCCUUCAUUGCUGCUCGCACCUUCGUCCAAGGCCUGACAGUGGGCAGAGAAGUCGCCAACCGAGUUUCCAAGGUGAGCCCCACCCCUGGGUGCAUCCGGGCUCUCAUGAAGAUGCUGUACUGCCCAUACUGCCGAGGCUUACCCACUGUGAGGCCUUGCAACAACUACUGCCUCAACGUCAUGAAGGGCUGUCUGGCCAACCAGGCAGAUCUGGACACCGAGUGGAAUCUCUUCAUAGAUGCGAUGCUCUUGGUGGCGGAGAGACUGGAAGGGCCGUUCAACAUCGAGUCAGUCAUGGACCCGAUAGACGUCAAGAUCUCUGAAGCCAUCAUGAACAUGCAAGAAAACAGCAUGCAGGUGUCAGCCAAGGUCUUUCAGGGUUGUGGCCAGCCCAAACCUGCUCCGGCUCUGAGAUCUGCUCGCUCAGCUCCAGAAAAUUUCAACACCCGCUUUCGUCCCUACAACCCUGAGGAAAGACCCACAACCGCAGCAGGCACGAGCUUGGACCGGCUGAGGACUGUGUGGAGGACCAUGCAGCAUAGUGUCACAGACAUAAAAGAGAAAUUGAAGCUCUCUAAAAAGGUCUGGUCGGCAUUGCCCUACACCAUCUGCAAGGAUGAAAGUGUGACAGCAGGCACGUCCAAUGAGGAAGAGUGCUGGAACGGACACAGCAAAGCCAGAUACCUGCCUGAGAUCAUGAAUGACGGGCUGACCAACCAAAUCAACAAUCCAGAGGUAGAGGUGGACAUCACUCGGCCCGACACCUUCAUCAGACAGCAGAUCAUGGCUCUCCGAGUGAUGACCAACAAACUGAAGAACGCUUACAACGGCAAUGACGUCAACUUCCAAGACACAAGUGAUGAGUCCAGCGGCUCGGGCAGCGGCAGUGGGUGCAUGGAUGACGUGUGUCCCACAGAGUUCGAGUUUGUCACCACCGAGGCCCCUGCAGUAGACCCGGACCGGAGGGAAGAGGACUCUUCCUCUGUCCAGCUCAGCUACUCCCUGCUCUCCUGGUCUCUGGUCUGCGUGGCCUUGGCCCUGCAGAGACUCUACAGAUAAUCACGGGCUUUGGUCAAAUGAAACUGCAUUUUAGCUCUUCAGUGGCCAACUCUCUUCUUUUCUUACUCUUGGACAAUGGACCACGCCACAAAACUCGCCGUUUUCUAUGACAAGAGAGCAGGCUUGCGGUCUGCCUCCAUUUUUGUUUUUUCCAAAGAGUACCGGGUGCCAGAUGAUCUGCUUCUUUUCCCUACACCUGCGUGUGGGGACCUCGUUUAUUCCAGAGAGAUUUCUUACUCAAAUCUUUCGUACCAAGAGGUUUUG